GAGAACGCUGCCGCCCGCCGCCGCCGCCGCCCCGCCCGGGAGGAGUGUGUGCGUGUGUGCGAUCGGGCGGCGGUGCCCUGCAACCCGGGCAGCCCCCCCGCCCCCCGCCCGGCCAUGGAGCUCCGCGAUCGGCCCUUUUCCUUUUCCUCCGCCGCCUGAGCUCCGCCGCCCCUCUACCGGAGCUCCGCGCCCCGGGAAGCGGAGGGCGGGCGGCGGGCGGGGGCUGCCGAGCCCCGCCGCUGGAAUCACGGCACCGCCGCGCUGCGCUCGGCGGCAGCAGCAGCAGCAGCAACCCGAGGAGAGCUCUCUUUAUUUGUUUUGCCCCCUCCCCACCCCCCGCACUCUUCUUUUUGUUUUAAUUUUUUGUUUUUGUUUUUGUUUUUCUUCCCUUUCCCUCCUUCUCCCUACCGGAGGAAGGCACCGCGCUGCCCAGCCGCCCAAAGGGGCCCCGUCGAGCCCCGGGGACCCCGCGGAUGUGCGAAGCUCUCCUCCGGCCGCCCAUCCUCCUGCCUCUGGGCGCACCGCCUCUUUAUCCUCCUGCGCCUUUAUUUUUAUUUUUUAAGCAGACCUGAGCGGCAUCACCAGGGGCAGGGAGGGUGGGGGGCUCAGCUACGCUGCCAGACCGUCCCUCGCCCAUUUCUUCGAAGGAACUCUCAUGGCUUCACAGCUGCAGACAAGUUGCCGUGCAUCUUGGUGGACUAUCGGAGUUUGCAUCCUGGCGGCCGCGCUCUUUCCAGCGCUGCAAGCUCAGACUGUCUUAGUCAAUGACACAGUCUCGGGAUUUAUCGGGACAGACGUGGUCCUGCACUGCAGCUUCACCAACCCGCUCCCCAAUGUGAAGAUCACGCAGGUCACGUGGCAGAAAGUCACCAACGGCACCAAGCAGAAUGUGGCCAUUUACAACCCUGCCAUGGGGGUCUCCAUCCUCUCUCCCUACAAAGAACGGGUGACUUUCCGGAACCCUUCCUUCAAAGAUGGCACCAUUCAGCUCUCUCGGCUCGAGUUGGAGGAUGAGGGGGUUUACAUCUGCGAGUUUGCCACCUUCCCAACCGGCAACAGGGAAAGUCAGCUGAACCUCACAGUGCUGGCCAAACCCACGAAUCGGAUGGAGGGCACCACGCGGCCGCUGAUCGCCAAGUCAGGCAGGACAGAAAAGAUCUUGGUAGCCACUUGCAUCUCCUCCAAUGGGAAGCCCCCCAGCACCGUCACCUGGGACACCAAGCUGAAAGGGGAAGCAGAGUUUCAGGAGAUCCGGAACAGCAAUGGCACCAUCACGGUGAUCAGCCGGUACCGCUUGGUGCCGAGCCGCGAAGCCCAUCGGCAGCAGCUCAUGUGUGUGGUCAACUACCAGCUGGACCGCUUCACUGACAGCAUCACCCUCAACGUGCAGUAUGAGCCAGAAGUCACCAUCGAGGGCUUCGAUGGCAACUGGUUCCUCAAUCGGAAAGAUGUCAAGCUGAUAUGCAAGUCUGAUGCCAACCCCCCAGCUCACACCUACGAAUGGAAGCUGCCAAACGGGACUCUGCCAGGGAGUGUGGAAAUCCAGAACAACACCAUCUAUUUCAAGGGCCCCAUCUCCUACAGCGUGGCUGGCACCUACAUCUGUGAGGCCUCCAAUGCCAUCGGCACGCGGUCGGGCUUGGUGGAAGUCAAUGUCACAGACAAGCCACUACCUCAGGGCGCCCUGGGAGGCAUCAUUGGCAUCGUGGGAGGUGUCAUCGCUGCAGCUCUCAUCCUUGGCGUGGCUGUCACCGUCUUCAUUGUCUACAGGAGGCAACAGAAGGAGCGCACAGAGGCAGACCACGACCUCAUUGACUUGCCUCCCUCCCACAAACCUGCCCCUCCGCCGAAGAGGAAGCAGGAGUUGAAAAGCCACCUGACUACUGAAGACAUCCAGGUUGUUCACUUGGACAACAUGAAGCAUGAGGAAGAGCUCCAGAAGCUUCCCCUGCAGCCCCCAUACUACGACAUGGCAGCCAGUGAGCCCUCUGCCUACACCGACAAGCUGAACUUUGGAAAGUGUCACUCAGAGAUACCGAAUGCGAGUGAUUACCUGACCCGCUGCUACUCACACGACGGUCGCUAUCUGCAGAAGAUCCCCCACAUCUACGCCCCGCUGUCAGACCUCCCACAAGAUCUCUAUCCUCACCACUCUGACAUCUCCUUCUGCUGCCCUCCUCCCGGCUCCCGGGCUCCGUACAUCUGUCCUAAGGAACAGUAUGUUUAAACAUCAGCACGGAGAAACGAAGACGCUCAUGGUUUCCACUCCUCCCCACCCCACCGCUCAACAACCAAGGCCUUUUAAACCCCUCUUUGCCAUUUGCUUAUUUAUUGAUUUAUAUAUAUAUAUUUUUUAAUUUGGGUGCAAUUGUAAGUGGCUUGGUUAGGUUAAGUGUCUGCCUGGCUUCUUCAUGCCCAAGGGAACACUCUGCCUUCGCCCACAUCUCAUCCCAUCCCUGAGACUCUCUUUCCUUGUGCUGGCCCUCCUGUACCAAGCUGGCUACGUGCGUGCAUGUGUAUGUGGGUGGCAGCUACCCUGUGUUGGAUGGGAUGUGCCCAACCCCUGAUUAAAUGUCCGUAGGUUCCCUUGUGUCCAUCUCCACAGUUUGCACCAGAGUAGCCAGAUGUGGAUUCUUCACGACCCCUUUGGAGAAAAUGGUUUUCCCCAUUGGCAGAUAGGAGAUCCCUGUUGCAAAGACAUAACCAGCCAAGAUUACUGAACCAAAUAAUAAGAUGCUUCUAAAGAAAGAUGCUCAAAACCAACCCAAGAAGAGAAGGGAGGGCUUGGUUUAGGGAUUGUGUACGUCCUUCUUCCCUCCUGCUCCCACUUCCAAUUGCUGGAUUGGCUCUUUUUAACCCAAACGCAUCAGAGAAAGUAUCCUUUGAAGAACCUUCUUAGAACCUGAAACCCAGAGGGGAAAAAAUUAGAAAGGAAAACGAUAUCUCUCAUUUUCCUUUUCAGAGCCUAGUGUGAUCCCCCACUAGCUUUUCCCCCUCUUCUCCUUGCAUUUGUUGAUUGGAAUUUCAAAAUGAACUCAGGCAGAACACAAAGGAAAAAAGAAUCAUGAUUUCAGGUAAUCUUCUUACUCUUAAUGAAGGAUAAAAGCCAACAGAGGAAUCUGGCCUUUUAACCUUUUUUAAAGCAUCUUAGUUUGGGGACUAUAUAUUUUUUCUAAUAUUUGGAAUGUGUGUGGGUAUGUAAAUCCAAACGUGUACAUUCCUGCAACCAUGAAGUGUUUUAGAGAAGGGAAUUUAUCUCCACAUCACAUUUGUGUUCACUUGUAUUAGAGGACAAAUAAAUAUAGAGAUACACUUACAUGUAUAUAAAAGCAAAGAAGAGGAGAAAAAGGAAUGAAAACCUUAUAAGAGAGCUUGGUUUUGAGGAUAACCUUCACCUGCGUCCUCUUGGGGAACAGGCGUUUGCUUUCCUUUGUCUCAGGUUGGGGAUUGGACAUUCUGCAGACAGCAUCACUGCAGACACCAGGAGGAUGUCAGAGUCAAGAGUGGGGGGAGUGGAAGGAAUCACAGCACCACCCUGCUGCCCAGACACCAAACUGAGCUCCAGUGCCACUUCCACCAGUGAGCAGCCCACCCAAUGCCCAGCUCACUGCAGGGUGAGGGUGCUGACCUGCAUGCUGUCCUGGGAGCUGCCCAAGCACUCUGCCACCUCUUUAUUUUUGUAUGUCCAAAUUUAAGCAGCUGUAGUUGUUCUAUGCACUUUCUUUGUUCCCGUCACCUCGAGCAGCCAUGGGACUCACCCUGCUUGUCCUCCUUUCUGCACAGAGAAGCACAGCCUCGCCGAGUCCCUGCAGGCAUAGAUGAAAAAAGAUGGGAUGUGGCUGAGGGUCCUGCCUGGGUGGCAGGCAGGGUGCAGGCGGAAGGAUGCUGAUGCCUUUUCCAGCUGAAAUAGGCAAUGCCUGCACAGCACAGCAGCUUCUCUGUGCUCCAGUGCCUGCGGUUCUCCCAUGCCCGGAGAGUCAGGAACUGUAGGACGUCGCCUUAGAGUAUGAGGUGCAACUUUUCCAAUGCCACCCUAUCAGUCUUGACUGAUUGAGGCCUUUUUGGAGUCACCUGGACUCCUAUUUCAGUCUCCAGAGAACUCAGCCAGGCACAUCCCUACACCAAUGGACCUGAGUGCUAUGUGUCUUGCUUCAGAUAACGUGUUUUUCUCCCUUUUGUUUUCUUCUCAACACACCUUGGAGCACUUUCUGGCUAUCAGAUCUAGAACCAGGUGUGCUCUGAGCUGAAAGCUUUGGCAGCACAUCCAGCCCAGAGGGGGAGACCAUGCUUUGGACUCUGCCAAGUCUGCUUUUGGUCACCCUGUUAAGAAAAAUGGAGCAGUGCUGGAAAACCCUGGGAUCUCUGAUGUCCUGGAGCCAAACCAGCACCACUGUUGAGAGAAAAACCUUCCACAUUUCCCUGUCUGCAUGCCUGUAAUAGCAGGAUGCAGCCUUCACAGCAGCAAUUAAGGUAGAUUUGAUUGGGAGCCUUCAUAUGCUGCAGUUUCAGCCGGAUCUAAACAUUUAAAUGGGAAGUGGAAUGCAGUCAGGUCUUCAGGUGCAUUAGGAAAAAAAAGCUAGGGGAAAUGGCUGUUUGUCGGACAGCAUUUUGCAAGUGGCUUCCUCUGCUGCUGGUGGCUGGAGGACGGUGCUUUGAGGGGGGGGGAAGCAGAGGCACAGAUUGCAGCAUUACACAGAGCCCAUGUGCGCCUUUGGAUUGGAGCUGCCCACAGACAGCAGCCACAAAGGGUUUUACUGUGCUUUUCAGCAAAGCAAAAGGAUUUCGGUCCUCCUCAGGAAGGGGAAAAGCGAGAAAAGCCUAAGUUCAGUGCAGCCUCUCGACAGUACAAAUGUUAAGCCUAGGGAUGCUUUGGUUCUCUUUGCCUCUUAAUGUUCUCUCCUCUCCUUAAGAAAUGCGUUGGUCUCAAAGAAUGGCAAAAAGAGAGUCUGUGCACACCACCGAGUUGAGGUAAAAGAGGCAAAACCCCACCUGAAGAAAGAGAGCACUAUUCGAGCCAUUUGUUUUGGUUCUACAAAGCCACACUUAGCAACGUUCUGAUUUGUUGCUCCAAGUCCUCCCUCCUUCCCCGUGUGUUUUGCCAAAUGGCCGCUUCCAAACUUUGCUGGACCUGAUGCCAAGGGCUGAACGCUGGCUUUGCUCCAUGCUGAGGCUGCCCACGCUGACCUUGCAGGAGCACAAACCCGGCAGUGCUGAUGGGAGGCGUUCCCCUCCUGCCGCGGCGUGUGCUGAUUUGCAAAGAUACUGCUCUGGGAACAGAAACGUUGCUGGGUGGAUGGCUGAACAAGUUGAGCAGGAAACUGGGUGAGUUUGUGCUAGCAGAGUGCAUGGGGAGUUGGGUGUUAUUCCCCAUGUGAGACAUGAAGCCAUUCCUCCUGUUGCUUUGUACCGGGGUGAAAUGUGGCAAUUUCUGUUCCACGCUAUGCCGGUGGCAUUGACACAAGAGCUCUUGCAGAUGGAAA
This is a messenger RNA of Lagopus muta (rock ptarmigan), 5480 nucleotides long. RefSeq names its product nectin cell adhesion molecule 1 (gene NECTIN1). Gene Ontology annotation, biological process: heterophilic cell-cell adhesion; homophilic cell-cell adhesion; protein localization to cell junction. The record is from RefSeq and is a predicted model, not a curated record. Lineage: Eukaryota; Metazoa; Chordata; Aves; Galliformes; Phasianidae. Bases 656 to 2227 code for a protein of 523 amino acids. The transcript has 9 exons. Gene Ontology annotation, cellular component: adherens junction.